GUGCAUUGAGAGACAUCAUUGAUUCUGGGUGCUGCUCGCAGGGCCUAUUUGGAGCAGACGCACUUCGGUUGUCCCCAUACAACGCUUAAGCGCGCUUCUUGUCCGCCCCGUCCUCUCACCACCAUGUCCUCGCCGAUACCAGUCGACGACUCGAUCAUCGAUUUGACCAGCGAUUCGCAGGUGCCCGUCACGCGGCCUGCGAGAUCAACGUGCUCUUCUCAGCUUUCGACCCGGUCUCGAACAAACUCUACAGAAGCAGCAUCAGGGAGAUCGCUGCGCCCACGGCGUAUGGAGCGAUCGUCACGAGAAGCGCAGAUCCCUGUCGACACCGCGGCGUUGAGCUCGUCUGCAGCAACGACAGCUGGUCCAAGCAAUCAAAGCUCAAGGUCUACUCUCCACACAACGGCACCCUCCAGACAAAGGGCUAGAAGGGUGACACACUACGUCGAUUCGGAAGAUGAGCUCGAUGGGCCCCGAGCUGAGUCGUCUGCUACACAAUAUCGUCUAGUACUUCCCGGUCAGACUGCUGGGCCUUCGCGCACUACUGCGAGCGCUGGAACCGGCUCUGCAACUGUACAUGCUAGCUCUGAUGGCAUCGCAGAUGUGCAGAUUACGGGCGUCGCACGCAGUGAAGUGCAAGUAACAGGUGUCAGGCAAACACGACCGCUGUUUGCGGCUGAGCCGGGCACACGAAUCACAAAUGGACUCGCGCCUGGGCCUAAUGCGAAUCCGAACGCGCCGUCACCAGUACGAGCCGACACUGCCAGGAUCGCCGCGCUCGCACAGAAUCGUCUGCUGGGCCCGUUUGGCGUUGAACGACGAAAUGACGCACUGUUGGCAGGAUUCGCGAUUGACUAUGGAGGGCGUGCGCCUCCUGUAUGGCCGGCUACAGGCUCCGGCAAUGGCACUCGUGCUGCGAGGACAGGAACAGCCGCUAAGCGCUACGAGGGCAGGGAGAAGUACAUCAGGAAGGAGUACAAGUCCAAGUACACACACGGCAAAGAAUCGUCCAAACCUCCAUUUUCCGACUCGAUUCUGCCGCCACCCAUCUCGAUUGGCGAUGAUGACGACGAUGGGGCUCCUGCAGGCCCAGGCGCAGCUGCUAACGAUUUGACGGACAAGACUCCCAUUUGCGCUGGAUGUGACAAGGCGCUGCAGAUGGAGAACGAGGACCCUUUGAAGUUUCUGUAUGCCCUACCAUGCGGCCAUGUGAUCGAUGGCGAGUGCCGUGAUCGGCUGGCUAGAAAGAUGGCCGACGACAAGGAUUCCAUGACCGACCCGAACAUGAGCGACUUCCAACUUCCAGAUGGGUCUCACGGAUUUGGGGGAGGUAGCGGCAGUACCAAGCGACCCAGAGGUACAGCAAGCGAUACUCUGGAUAGCGCAAUAGUAGCUCCAUCUCCGGCUAAAGGCACGCGUUCCGAAUUAGGCGUCGUCACACCAGUCGGCAGCUCAUCUCACACGCCUAUCCCGCCGCCCACGGAGAUUAUCAAUGGCAUCGCGCGGAAUCGGUGUCCUGUCGUUGGAUGCCACGAGAAGUGGGUUUACAAUGUAGGGUCCGAGCUGUCCUGCGCCCGCCUGUUCCUUUGAGCAGUUGACUAUAUACGGAGUAUAUGCAUGAUUUCGUUACCUUGCACGUUCCAAAAUGAAGCAUUCGCGUUGGAGCAUUGCAUCAUAGGGGUCCAGUCGACAAGUGUCCCUAUGCUGACCUGCAAGCGCUUUUUCUCAGAGCAGGCAUGCUUGGUGCUGGCGAAGCACUGGACUGUGUCUGGACAAGUCACUUGAGGAUCGGCUUGUGCUCCUCGUCGAAUCUCUUCUCGUUGAAGGCAACAUACAGCUUGGGGAACAUGUCGAUGCUGAAAUUCUGUAAGGGCAUUAGUGGCGCUGAACGUGCCC
Molecule: messenger RNA, 1896 nt
Organism: Tilletiaria anomala UBC 951
Lineage: Eukaryota; Fungi; Basidiomycota; Exobasidiomycetes; Georgefischeriales; Tilletiariaceae
Exons: 2
Coding region: 124-1590 (488 amino acids)
Source: RefSeq, a predicted model, not a curated record